GUACUAGAGCAACAGCUUCAUGUUCCUUAUGGUAACUUUACACUGAAUUUUGGCAGUGACAUUCUGACUGUUGUCUGAUCAGUAGCACAUCUGGCUGAGCCAGUUACUGCCUGCUCGGUUAAGAUAAUGCCUUUCUUAUUGCCUCUCUUUAGGCUGUGCUUCAAUAUUUAGCUGUUUCACGCCGUGCUUUUAGGCUGUAGUCUUUCCUCUUACAUCUCUCACGCUCCCAGUUACACUGACUCUAUACAUUAGACUGAGAAAGACUAAGAGGUUCCUGCCUUUGUUUUUUCCCUUCUUUGAGCUGUAUUCCCACUGCAGCAGCCAGAGGAGCAUGUGACAGCUUUUUGAUAGUAAUUCUGUACAUCUGCUCACACAGCUUUGUGAGCAUUGGUAUGGUAUUUACCAAUUUCUCUCUUGCUGAAGACAAUGUGUUUUACAUUUAAUUGUGAAGCGUAUAGGAGAAAUAAAAAAUCAGGCUGUCUCUCUCCCCCCAUUAUCUCAGCAGCACUUUGCAUAAUUCCUGUAAAUGGCAGGUAUUUUCACCACCCUGUUGUGCUGUCGUGAAGCACUACAUUUCAGACAAUCACUUUUGUCACCUCACCUAGUGAAACACAAUCAAAGGAAACAUCUGUUUGGCAGAGUAAUUAAUGAUGCAGCUUGAAGUAUCUGGAUUCUGUUUUCAGCUAGAAAUGGUAGAACUCGGUCGAGAUACUUUAUAGACUUGAUUUCAAAUUGUGUUGCUUUUUCAGUUGCUUGUGCAAAUAUAGCAGAACUGCUCCUGCAGCACUUGGUAAUCUACUCAGCCAAUCUCUAACAUGAUGAAAACUCUGCAACUUUAAUUUCUUUGCUGCCUUUUUUUGUGUAUGCGUUUCUAACGUGACCCUUUUUGUCUUGCAUCAAAAUGAUGAGUCUCCAAAGCAGAAGCAUUAGCAGUGAUUACCAGAAGGUCUUAUUAGGCUGUAAUGGUUAUUUUGGCUGAUGGUAUCUUACGCCAAGCUGUUGGUACUGCCAAGCUGUAGAUGUGUUAGGAAAACCCAGUAAGGAUUUUUCACCAGAAACGUAGCCUAACUAGAGAAGAUUUCUAAACUGUGCAGCUCCAUAGACAUACACAUUUAUUCCUUAAGGAAUUAAUCAAAAUCUUUGAUUCAUUCCUGUUUCAGUGGUAUUUAAAAAUGUUCUAGAUGCUUUGUCCUAUUUUGAUAAAGCAAUGGAUGAUAGCUCAGCUAUGUUCCCAUGAAAUAAUAUGACAAGAGCUAAAUCACUUAACCAUUUAUAACUGCUUUUCGGUGUGGUGAACUAGAAGUCCCAUAUAAAUUUAGUAACUUUGUAGGGUGUGAGUAUGCUUGACAUCAGAGGGAGGAGAAACCCUGACAUGAAGUUCCUGCUUGCACACUAAGCCGGGGACUUGAAAAAGGUGAAUAGGAAGUUAUCCAGAUGAUGAAACCAACAGGAACCAGAUGAUACCACAUGUACCCUUUAGGAGGUUCCUCAGAUCUUGUAGCUCAUUUUCGAUGAUGGGAGUACAGUCCUUUUGCAUUGAGCAGUUAUACCUCUCUCUCUCUCUUUGAAAACAAUGUCUCACUGUUUGAAAAGCGACCAGUCACUGAUUUAUUUUCAUUUUGUUGUCCAUCAUUUCAUCUCAUGGGGUAGCUUGCUUUGCAUUUGCUUCCUUGCAACUCCUCUUUGCUAUGGGUUUGACAGUGUUCAUGAACAUAACGUUUUGCUUCCUAGGGCUAUUAAGCUGUCCUGAUGUUGUUCAGCUCUGGUUCAUUUGAGUCCACUGUGUCCCAAAUCUGUGUGCAGUCAAUGACCAAUUUCCAUGCAUUGUCAUAAUCACAUCUGCAGUUCAAAUGAUUUUUUCACUUGCCUCUUGGAACUUGAUUUAGUGCAUUCUGUUUACAAGCUGAAGUCCACAGACUUGAGAUUAUUAUAGAAACAAAUUUUGACUGCUUUGUUUUCAGGCUGCAGACAUAUUUAUUAGGCUAAGUCCCGAAGUCUGUGCUCCAGAGUAGGGCUCUGAAUUUGUAACCAAGCAUUAACUACUAGAAAUACCAGGUAUGUGAGUCUCAAAGAGUGCACUUAGAAAACCAGAGCUCUCUUGAGCAGAAGACAUCUGAAGUUUAAUGCGCAUUGAAAUAAAGGAAACAGAAAAAGAAAUAUUGAAUGUGUAUUAUUAUCUUCUUUUAAUCUCAAACUAUUUUCUGCUAGCUGAAUGGUAUCAGUAUAAAUUCCCUAGAAACUCUUCAUUUUUAUGGCAUUGGAACCAUGGCAGAACGUUCGGUGAUGCAAUUUACCCUGGAAAUCUUCAUAGGAGUUCUUCAAGUGUCUCUCUAGAAGAAUUCCUAACCUAUAUAACAAAUAAUACCUUUUUUCUGCUUUGUUUAUAGUACAGUUUGGGGAUUUUUUCUUUUCUGGAAGUCACAAUAGAAAGCAAGAAAUACAGAGUAGUAAAUGGUCAGAGACCUCAGGUUGCUCAUAUGCUGUAAUAUAACAUUGAACUUACGUGCAGUAAAAGAGUGUUUUGUGUGUUAGUUGUAUCAAGUUCUGAGUAAGGCAGAAGUAUGGGUCCUCCUGUUUCAUUACAAAAAAUAAUCAGUUAAAGAAAGAAGUUACACUGUUCUGAUGUUUAUAAAGUAUGUAAAAUAGGCAAAGUUAUUUUUAGAUGCUGGGAAAUAUUGUUCAAAUGAAUGUGUAUGGUUCUGGGAGUAUAGCAGGGAAGAGAUGAGGAGGAAGAAUGAGGGAACUGUCAUGGGGGGAAUAGAGGGUACUGUUCCUGAAGCUAUUUAACAUAGUGUUUGUACAUUUAUUGAUGGUUCAUCUGAGUACUGUAACUUAACAGGGAGCAAUCACCGACCACUUCAAGCAAAUAAAAUCCUAAGAUUAUUUUCAGCGUUGAUGUACCUCUCUUUUGGAAAAUGCAGCUUCCCGUAGCUUGUGUAUGGCUUCUGUUAGGCAGGCAUCUCUGCCUUUCAAAUUAGGCAAGGAGUAGCUACCUAGGCUGGAGUUGGAAAUGGACAGAAUCUCCUGAAAUCGUGCUCUGAGAAAGGAGAGCCAAGAGGUUUUGGCCAAGUGUGGCACUCUUAAGGUUACUACUGAAAAGUGGAAGGUGGAAAGCUUGCUCUGACUCCUGCCUCUCUGUGAGCUGAGUCUUUCUGUUGGUAAGAGCCACUGCUUAACUCUUUGCUAGAUACACUCUUCUGCUUUCUCUAGCUUUCUUCUAUCAUAACUAUUCUGUUACACUAGAAGGUGUUGGAAUUGUGCCUUUAACAGUUGAUGCUGAGCACAGCCUCUGCUCAGUACUCGACGUGCUUUUCAGGUCACACUCAAGCUGUUGUGCAGCGUCUGCUUAUGCACUCAUUACACUGACAGUCUUUUCAUGACUGCUGAAUUAUCUGACACCUUUCUUUUUGAUCUCUUUCAAAGGAACUAAUUGGGAGUGACUUGCAGUUUUCACAGGAGGGAAAACUUGUUUUUAACAUCAACAACAAACAGACUUUACAAACAGCGAGAUGAAAUGAGUAACUGUUAGCAAAGGCAAACUACAAUAGCACUGAAGUUUGAUGAUGCAAAGAAGGUAACUAGAGGUCACGGCAUUGCCAGCAAAAUAAUGAUUAGUGCUCUUGUUAAGGCUUUUGGUUGGUGGUUCCAAGCUUGCACGUGGCACUGAAACAACAGCUGCAACGUGCUUAUUCACUCUGCAUAGUUCAUUCUAUUUCACCAUUUUGAAUUUGUUUGAGGGUUUCAGGGGUACUUUCUGACUUCAUCAUGGUGCAGUGUUCUUUGGGCUUAGGGGAAAGAGGUCCUGUGAGAACAGUAGCUUUGCUUUGUUUUGAGUUGGGUGGAGAAUUCUGGGAAGUGGAUAACUUCUGCAGCUCCGUAUUCCCUUACAGAGGUGGUGAGAGCCCCGGGUCGUGUACUGUGCUAUUACUUUUGACAUAAGAGAUUGGAAGAGCAGUGCAUGGAACAGAACAAAAGAGGAAAGAUCAUCAGAGCUGGUCGGAAAGAGCUGGUAUUUAGCUAGAAGAGUUUCUUCUCUGACUGAGAGAAAGAAGGAACUGUGUUCUCAGUGGCUUUUGUGGCUGAAGGUUUUGGAACGGAUGUUGGAAGAUGUUAGCUGUGGAUACUGGGCUUGUGGAGGAGUGGUUAUCGGAGUUCAAGACACUGCCGGAAGCAUCCAUAUCCAGCUAUGCUACAAACCUGAAAGACAAGACUGCUCUGAUUUCAUCUCUUUACAAAGUAAUUCAGGAGCCACAAAGUGAACUUCUGGAGCCAGUCUGCCAUCAGCUCUUUGAGUUCUAUCGCAGUGGUGAGGAGCAAUUACUACGAUUCACACUGCAGUUUCUGCCCGAACUGAUGUGGUGCUACCUUGCAGUCUCAGCCAGCAGAGAUUUGCAGAGCAGUGGAUGUAUAGAAGCCCUUCUUCUAGGAGUAUAUAACUUGGAGAUAGUUGACAAAGAGGGACAUAGCAAAGUGCUGAGUUUCACGAUUCCAUCUUUGUCCAAACCUUCAGUGUAUCAUGAACCUUCCAGUAUUGGCUCCAUGGCUCUUACUGAAGGAGCUUUAUCCCAACAUGGUUUGUCCAGGGUUGUAUACAGUGGACCUCAUCCUCAGAGGGAGAUGUUGACAGCACAGAACAGGUUUGAAGUGUUGACUUUCCUUCUGCUCUGCUACAACGCUGCCUUAAGCUACAUGCCUGCCAUUUCUCUUCAGUCAUUGUGUCAGAUUUGCUCAAGAAUUUGUGUCUGCGGAUAUCCUCGCCAGCAAGUGAGAAAGUAUAAGGGAGUAAACAGCAGGAUUCCAGUUUCAUCUGAAUUCAUGGUGCAAAUGCUCACAGGGAUUUAUUAUGCCUUUUAUAAUGGAGAAUGGGAUCUGGCUCGUAAGGCUAUGGAUGAUGUUUUGUAUAGAGCACAGCUGGAACUGUAUCCAGAACCUCUGCUGGUUGCUAAUGCAAUAAAAGCCUCACUGCCUCAGGGUGCCAUGAAGUCUAGUAAAGAAGGUACAAAAUGCAUUCAGGUUGAAAUUACACCAACUUCAUCCAGGAUAUCAAGAAAUGCUGUAACUAGCAUGUCUAUCCGAGGGCACAGAUGGAAAAGACAUGAACAAGCAGAGAAUGGAAAUGCAGAUUUAGGAAUCGAAGAAGAACUGAUAGAAGUAUCUGAAACUGAUGAAGGGUUUUACUCUAGGGCUGCUUCUAGCACAAGUCAGUCUGCCUUAUCUAACAGCAGCAACACGAGCAGUAAGAACCUUUUAGGGAAGAGCCAACGAAGAUCUGGAGGAAGCAAAGCUGCAGGAAGAGAAAAAGAAGGAGAAACCUGCAGAGAACACUUGUCACGAAAGCAAACUCAGAGAGCCCUGAGUGAGAACCUAGAGCUUGUCUCUCUGAAGAGGCUGACACUGACAACAAGCCAGUCCCUGCCUAAACCUGGUAGCCAUAGUUUGGCCAGAACUACCACGACUGUGUUUAGUAAAUCCUUUGAACAGGUCAGUGGUGUCACAGUUGCGAAUAAUCGUGGAGGUGUAUCUGGUACAGAGGCAAAUAGGUUCUCAGCUUGCAGUCUCCAGGAGGAAAAACUUAUCUAUGGAACAGAAAGAACAGACCUCCCAGUAUUAAGCAAACAACCUAAUCAACAGCGACCUCCUAGUAUUAGCAUAACUUUGUCAACAGAUUGAUAUCGUUACAUUGGCAAAAUGAAAUAUGGGGUUUUAUGCAGAUAUUGGUACUGUACCUUAAGCUCUUAAUACGUCCUGUGUUACUUCCUUAAAUCUCAAACCUGUAAAGUCUUAUUCUGCCCACAUUUGGCAGUAGUGGUAAAUAGAGUUCUAAUUAUCCUGCAUCGGCUUCUAAUAGGUUGGAAAGUUGCUCUUUGACUUCCUGCAUUUAUCCUCCAAUUGUUUAUGACUUCAUGCAAAGUUUACGUCUUUACCAAAUUAACAAAUAUUGUUUGUUUAGCUACUGACCAAGAUGUCUGGCUCUUUACAAAUGCACUAUAUGGGAACGGAGAGAUCCUCUAUCCCAGAUUCUACUAUUCACUACUACUACUUAGUGUACAUAAAACUGCAAGUAUCUCUUUUAAGAGGAGCCUUGCAGCAUGAGUAUAAUAACAUUUUGGAAUGGCAUUGUAAGAAUGUAAGGGCUCUUCUGUAAGUUGUGAGGAAGGUAUUCUUAUAUGUAAGGUUAAAAAUAGAAGCAUCAGUUGGAGUUUGAUGUUAUGGUGGUUUUUGUUAGUAUACACUGCAGUGUUCAUACUUCUGUAAAUGCAUUUUUUUAUAUAUAAAUCUUUGAAACUGGGCCAAAUGUUAGAAGGUAGCAGUACUUGUGGGUGGCAGUUCUUAUCACCGACUCUAAUGGUCACUUUUCAGACAAGUGUGACUGACUCUGUAUUCCUUUCAGUUUCUUAAAUGUUGAGCACAAAACUUCCCAUGGAAAAGUUGCUGUCAUCAGUAUUUGUAUGAUUUAUGAGGAGGAGGUGUGCUUCUGUAGAGGUAUCAUGUAGAAAAUAAGGUAUGAACCCUUUGCACUGAAUCAAACAAUUCAGGAGCGUAACUGCAUUUAACGUGAACUUGUUACUUGAGCCUAAUAGUACCAAAGGAUGUGUACUUUUGGAAACUUGCAAGCACAAAGGGAAAUUACAAUGUAAAUAGAACUAGCAACGUAAUUGCUAGUGUUUUGUAUCUAUUAUUUUUCUAGUUAGAAACUGUCAAAGUGUGACACGUUCUAAGUUACCUGGCCUGAGUGGUGACCUUGUUUGAUACCCAUUUCUAUAAGCUUCAGGCUUUAAUUAAAAAUAAACAUUAAAACUGUUUAUGUGGAAAUUUGGAGAAGCGAAAAAUCAGUGGCAGUGAUGAUCUGAUAGGCAGCAAAUCAUUGUGCACGUGGAAUCGGGGUGAGGAUCUAAUGGCUGGUCGUUCCCAGCAGUCCUGAUUUCUGCAGCUAGCGAUCCUUUGUGGUCAAGGAUAUAGAAGGGCCUCAGAACAGACCUAAGCCCUAACAUGCACAUUCUGGCAGACUUUCUGAUCUGCUUAGAGAUGAACGUCGGUGUCCCUUUUUAACUUAAACUGAAGCACAAGUAACAUUUAAGCAGCUAAAGUCAUUCAGGUUUAUAGUUGAUUAACUAAUGAAAAGAGAUGAGAAGACGUAGUUGAUAUGGGGUUGGUUGUAUGAUUCUACUUUUAAGACAACAAACUCAUUGUGUAUGUUACAUAAUAUUCCUUCAACUCAGCAAAGUAGCUGCAGCAGUCUAUGGGUGUUUGUCUUCAGCUGAGUCUGAGUGUAGGUGAAUGUGCCACACUUUCUCAUAUUCUUCAGUCUGUUGAAUGACACUGUUUUGUUUUAGCAAUGUAGUAUUUCACCUUCUCACAGUGAAAUGUCUUCUGAACUGUACACGAUGAUUUACAUUCCUAUUGUACAAACUACAGACUUGUCUUGUUUAGUGUUUAAUACUUUGGCCAGUAAAAUAAACUGGUAGUUUUUGAAAUUA
Messenger RNA from Gallus gallus (chicken), 7478 nucleotides. It is a transcript of the gene FAM126A, whose product is annotated as family with sequence similarity 126 member A. The transcript has 15 exons. The record is from RefSeq and is a predicted model, not a curated record. Gene Ontology annotation, biological process: protein localization to plasma membrane; phosphatidylinositol phosphate biosynthetic process. Gene Ontology annotation, cellular component: plasma membrane. Lineage: Eukaryota; Metazoa; Chordata; Aves; Galliformes; Phasianidae. Bases 4108 to 5670 code for a protein of 520 amino acids.